AUGAAGAUUAAACAUUUCAUUAGAUUUACUCUCAUUUUCAUAAUUUCCACCAUCUUUUUAUUGGAGGUUGGUCAUGCUAAGGUAACAUUGGAAUCAAAAGUAGAAAAGCUAAAUAAAGAAACACAAAUAAAUAAUGGAAUUGUAGAGCUAGAUUCGAGACUAUAUGAGGAAUAUACAGGGAAACCAAGGAAUUAUUCCAUGAUCAUACUACUCACAGCAAUGGAACCACGUUUAAAUUGCAAACCAUGCAGAGAUUUUGAACCGGAAUUUCAAUUGGUUGCAAGUAGUUGGCUUAAAACAGCCAACGACCCAUCACGCUUGUACUUUGGUGUUUUAGAUUUUAGAGAUGGUAAAGAGGUUUAUUCGAAGUUAAAAUUGAAUAAUGCUCCUUCAAUAUACUAUUUCCCACCAACCACUGGACCAUACGGAAAAGAGAUUUCAGAGCCUGAUAGAUAUGAUUUUAAUAAACAUGGAUUUUUGGCUGAGGAAUUAGCAGGAUAUUUAUCAAAUAAUUUGGGCACACGAAUCAGAAUUCAACGUCCAUUCGACUACCUUAAACUUUUUAUUGCCGUGUUCCUAUUGAUUGGAUCUUUGGCUACUAUCAAAUUGGCAUAUCCAUAUAUCAAGAGUUUCAUUUGGAAUAAAAAUACUUGGGCCACAGUUACAUUAGUUGUAAUAUUGUUGAUGAUUUCUGGACAUAUGUGGAAUCAUAUUAGAGGGCCACCAUACAUAAUCUCGCAAAAUGGACACAUCAGUUAUAUAGCACCAGGUUACUCUAAUCAAUUAGGAAUGGAAAGUCAAAUUGUUGCUAUUAUCUAUGGUGUUUGUGCAUUCUCUGUAAUUUCUUUGAUAACAGCCGUACCUAAAAUCAAUGAUAAAACCAAACAAAGAUUUACAGUAUAUGUAAGAGAGUUUAUAAUUCUCAUUAUCUCUUAA
Messenger RNA from Entrophospora candida, 936 nucleotides. The record is from the annotation of a GenBank genome assembly. NCBI's taxonomy places the organism in Eukaryota, Fungi, Glomeromycota, Glomeromycetes, Entrophosporales, Entrophosporaceae.